Messenger RNA from Oryza sativa Japonica Group (Japanese rice), 1681 nucleotides. RefSeq lists its product as uncharacterized. The record is from RefSeq and is a predicted model, not a curated record. Gene Ontology annotation, molecular function: protein binding. Lineage: Eukaryota; Viridiplantae; Streptophyta; Magnoliopsida; Poales; Poaceae.
UACGCCUCGAGGUUUCUCACCUCCACCGGUUCCAUCUCAUCUCAUGGCUUGUCCGUCUCGCCGCGCGUGGUCGGAUGGCCUCCCGCCCGAGCUACUCGCCAUAAUCGUCCUGCAGCUCAACUGCCUUGCCGACCGCGCCUGCUUCUCGGCCGUCUGCCGCGCGUGGCGUGACGCGGCGCCCUACGCCGACGCCCCGCAGCGCGGUGUCCCGUGGCUCCUCCUCCCGGCCCGCGACGCGCCGUCCUUCUUCAGCCUCCACUCUGGCGCCACGCGCCGCAUGCGCCUCCCCGAUGGCGUCCGCGGCACGCGCUUCUGCGGCGUCCACGACGGUGGCUGGGCCGCGGUCGCCGCCGAUACGUGGCGAGGCUUCGCGGUCGUCAACCUCUUCACCGGCGUGAGGCUCCCCCUCCCGGAGAAGCUGAGGGUCGAGGUCCCCCCCGGCGGCAACCACGACCAGUUCGCGUUGGCCGCCGGCUUCACCCGCCACCACAUGCUCAUCCGCACCGUCGUCUUCUCCUGCCCUCCCACCUCGCCGUACUGCAUCGCCGCCGCGCACGUGUCCAGCGCCUCCAACAUCGCCUUCUGCCAGCCGGCGUCGCUGUCCACCAGCUGGACCGCGUACCGGCGCGACAUGGACAUCAUCCAGGACCUCAUCUUCCACAGGGGAGCGCUGCUGCAGGGCUUCCACGUCCUCACCAACAAGGAGGAGGUCCUGGUGUACGCGCCCACGGCGCCCCACCGCCCCGGCGCGCCGCUGAAGCUCGCCUGCACCCGCUACUCGCUGCGGCCCCGCGACGACUACCAGCCCGACGACGCCCUGCCGCCGACGUUCAUCGCGACCCGCUACCUCGCCGAGUCCCGCGGGAAGCUGCUCAUGGUGCUGCGCCACUACACCGGCAACCCCGUCGUGCGGCGCCGCACCCGCAUGUUCCGGAUCUUCGAGCUGACGUUCGGCGAGCCGGCGGAGCCCAGGCGCGCCGCCACCCCGUGCUGGUGGGUGGAGAUCCCCGAGCUGACCGGCCGCGCGCUCUUCCUCGGCCGCAGCUGCUCCAGGUCCGUCGAUGUGGCGCAGUUCCCCAUGCUCCAGGAGGACACCAUCUACUUCCUCGACGACGCGAACCUCGACCUGUCCAUGGUGCUCAACAACGGGAGCACGUACUGCAACGUCGACAUGGGCAUGUACAGGAAGGGCGAGAAGAUCAGGCCUGGCGCUCGCCAAUUCCCCCGUGAAUUCACUGCAGACUGCUCGCCUCCGAUCUGGCUCGUCCCCUGAUUAUUCAGUGGGUAUUCCAGCGUGUUACUGCCUGUCGUUUGGGAUUUACUCCAUUAAUAAAUCGCUGGCAGUUCUGUAGGGUUUCAGAAAAAUGAAAAAUGUAUCUUGACAUGUUGUAAUCAGGGUUUCAUUUACCGCCGGGGCCGCGGUUACCGCGCCCCGGCGGUAAGCACGGUUACCGCACGGUAACCGCGGUAACCGUGACAAACCGCGACAAACCGUACAAAAUUUAUCAAAAAUUCAAAUUAUUUUUCAAAUUUAUUUGAAUUUGACGCGGUUACCGCGGUUUACCCCUUACCGUACCCCCGCGGUAAGCGCGGUAACCGCGGUAACCGCGCGGUUUACCGCGGUAAAUGCAACCCUGGUUGUAAUCACCAAUGAAAUCCUCGUCGUGUCAUUGAUGCUCAA